AUGUUCGUCAUCACCGAUGAUGGUCCCAAGUUGCCCUGGGAGCUGGACGAAGUCGGCAGCAGCAGCAGCAGCAGCACGCCUCCGAGGGUGCCGGUCACCAAAGGCUACAGUGGAUCAUCAAAGACUCAACUGCACUUGGGCCUGCGGCCCUGGGAGGAGCCUCCCUGUGAGGAGAGCGGGCCCGAGGCUGGCAAAGAUGAUCCUGGCCGAGCCCAAGCUACCGAAGGCCCUUCGGAACAAUCUCGGCGUUUGGAUGCCAGUCUCCUUCCCCUGGCCGAGAGGGGCGACAGCGCGGCCAUCAGUGCCCAGCUGCGUCAAGGAUGUGAGAUCAACAUAUUUGUCAGCGAAUUCCGCUUCUACCCAGGUUCCUUCCGGAUGUAUGGCACCGACUGGACGCCCCUUACGGCAGCCGUGGCCGGAGGUCACUCGGAGGCCACGAAGGUCUUACUGGAAAAUAGGGCGGACGUCAAUGUGGUUUGUUGCUGCUGCACAGCUAGUGGCCCAUACAGCUUCUGGACAGCCUUGGACAUUGCACGCACGGGAGACACAUUGCCCUUCGAGCGGGAUCCUGAGAAGCAGAAGCAGCCGAGGCAUCCGAGGAUCGAGAAGAUGCUGCUAGCUGCUGGAGCGAAGCCGUCAACGAAACUCCCCGAACCGCCACGAAUGAACACCUAUGGCAAUUUGGCUGAAAAGGGCGAGCGAAAGAAUCCUUGCUUGAACCAGCAUGGAUUUCCACUUCGCCCGAAGCAUCUCUACACCGAAGAGGAGGAGGAGCGGUUGCGCAACGCGCCGGGCGCGCCCAAGUUCGGAAGCCGGCCAGGUGGUGGCGGUGGUUGCCCAAUGAGCAGCAUGGGCGUGUUUGGGAUCGGCACGAGCAAAGACGGUAGCAGGAUCUACACCGGGGAUGCGUCCUCGACGACCAUCGGCACAUGUCGUGAUCUAGUGACAGUUUGGAAAGACAAGACCAGCUUGAUACGUGACGAGAACGCCUGUUGGGCGAAAGGACUGGCAAUCCGUCAGGAAGAGGUGCUUCAAGGAGGUGUGCUUCACAGUUCUUGCGCGCAGACGGCUGAGAGGUCACUGGACGACGGGAAGGGCCCAACAGUUGAAAGAAUGACACAGGCUUUCAAUUCGAUGGCGGGCCUUGGUGAAGCCUUCGAUCGAGCCCCACAGGAGCGGAUCAUGAUGAAGCUCAUUUGCGUUAGCGAGGGCUUCGAGCAUGCGGGCAAGCUGAUGACAGCACAUGGCGGCACGCCGAGCCCGGUGGCCCUGUGCAAGGCCAGGACAGAGGAGGACAACUUCGUUGCCGCAGCCAGGCCUGCAACCUUCGCCGUGUCAAGGCACAGCUGUGGUUAUCCGUGUGCACGGAGGCACCUCCCAGGGGUAAUUGUUCCUGAAAAGCCCUGCACUGUUUGCCUAAACUCCACGCUCAUCAAGAAUUCCGACUCCAACAGAAACAAGAGCCCCGCGGCUCAAGCCUCUACCAGAUUCCAUUUCAAAGCGUUUGCCAGCAUGACGGCGUCGCAGUUGUUUUUCGCGGCGGUGCAUUGUGCACUCCUGCGUGCUGCAGUGCCUGAGUCCACUGGCUCCUGCCCCUCCUGCAAAACGGAGGAUGAAUCUUCUUUCUGGACAGCAGAGCUCACCGAGGAGGAAGAUGAGAGUUCUUUGCAUCUUCUGCAAAGGCAGAUGCAAAGAGUCAAGGAAUACCGUGAGGCGAUUAAAGCCAGUGCUGCUCCUUCCCCAAAUUUUGACUUCGAAGGCGGCGGUGCCAAGCACAGUGCCGUCAUCGAGCAGAAUGAAAAAAGCAGACCUUCGCCCCUAACGCCGAUGGUGGUGAAGAGCAAGCCGACGAGGAGGCGUUCGCUUGACUUGCACUUCAACGCAGUGAUGGCCAGCUGCGGCUCCAAGAUCAGCGAUCCGAGUCGCUGCACAAAGGCUGUGAUGCAGUCUUCAAGGAAAGUCUUCCUUCAGCUGCACUUCCAAGCAAGAAUGGACGAGACCGUCCCGCCCUUGACCACAAGGGAGGUGAAGAGUUUUCAAGAUCGUUUUCUGGCAUUGGUCGUCGGAGGCUCUAAGAGAGUGAUCACGAAGAGCACCGAGUCUGAGCGGUAUUCCAGCUGGAAGCAAUUGCUGCAGAAUGGCUACAUGGAUAUGAGCCCGAUAAUCCCUGAGUCCCUGACGAAGGAGGUCAACAAGUUGAAUCAGACAGGCGCCGCCAGCUGGACAGCGGUGUACGACUCGUCUUUCAUCAAGAUAUCAGUUAAGGAUUUCAAGAGCAAGCUCGGCUUCGUCUUACCCAAAGAGGAAGAAGAAGAUAUGAAGAAGGAAACUCUGAAGAUGGUCCAAGAGGACAUGAAGCAGUUCAGUGCGGAGGAGCUUGGUAAGGCGGCAUUUUCCGAGGCCUUUGACGUGAGGGAAAACUGGCCCGAGUGCAAGAAUGUCACGACUCACGUGCGCUCCCAGACAUGCGAUAAUUGCUGGAGCCAUGCUACUGCUUUGAUCACGGAGAGUCGGCUCUGCAUCCAGACCCGCGGCAAGUUCAACGGCCCACAAGCUUGGCUGAGCCAGUCCUUCAUCGCAGCGUGCAGGACCGAUGGCCGCAACUACUGCGGAGCUGCUGGCGGCUUGCUGGGCUUCCAGACGGUUUCGCGCUGGGGAGUCCCUACAGGAGGCCCGGACUCCGAAGGAAAUAUGCUGGCCGGUGUUCAGACUUGCUACCCGCAAGUGCUGCCCUACGACACUCAGGUUCGCUGCCCGGGCGCGUGUUCUCCGUACAGCAAGUAUCCCCGACCGCUGAGUCAGGACCUUUUCUAUGUUCAGUACGAGCCCAGGAGGUUGCAUUCUGGAGGCUCUCAGGUGCCCCACAUGGUCCAGAAGGCACUCAUGACGGAGGGCCCAAUCUUGCUAGGAAUGAGAAUCUACCAGGACUUCCAGGCCUAUAAGUCUGGUAUAUACAAGCCUCUGCGCAAGAGUUACAACCGCAAAAUUGGAGGACAUGCCGUCACAGGCAUGGGCUUUGGGCCCGGAUAUAUCUUGGCCAUCAAUUCCUGGGGUGAGUCCUGGGGAAUGAAAGGUGCUUUCCAAGUAGCUCCAGAGGCCGUCGAUUUGGGCUUCUACCUCCCAGGGCGACCCCUCGGUUCUUCCACGGGUGGCGACUCCUAUCCCAUUCCUUUGCCUGCGAUGGUCCGGAGGCACCUGACCUGGGCCAAGCGGCUUCAGGCCGCAGAAGAUGGCGCUAUCGAGACAUGGAUCCUGGCAGAUGAGACGUUUCUCUCACCAGGUGUGGAUGCCAUCUCACGGCGGAUUUCGUGCAUGGCAGGAGCCUCCGGCGGAGCAGCCCACUUCAAGGUUUUUCCAUACAAGGAGUCCGACUUGACGUCCAUGUUUCCCGUCCUUGAAGACAUCCGUGCUGCUCUACCCGAUCGUCAGGAUGUGCCCAGGUCCAAGCUGGAAGAUCUUAGCUUCGCAACAGCUCAAUGUUUGAUGAGUCUUGAGAUUGUCCCACGGCAACACUUCAGACUAGCUCAGCUUUCCUGA
Molecule: messenger RNA, 3537 nt
Organism: Symbiodinium necroappetens
Lineage: Eukaryota; Dinophyceae; Suessiales; Symbiodiniaceae
Source: the annotation of a GenBank genome assembly